UUUUUCACCGGAGAGCCAGUCACACCCAUUUUGAUUUAUACCAAAGUGACUCAGUGUAUUCAUUCAUUCGUGUUCUUCACUCGCUCUUGCAUGAUAUUACCUGCGACAGAAGACCGCUUUUCAUAGUAAGGUAUUUUCCAUCUCAUACAGGUAUGACCAUGUUAUUUUGCAAAGAAACAGUACUACGACCUGCUUUGGUUAGCAGUCUUGUGGUAGUGUGCUUCCUUGGUCUCUUCAACAUGUACAACAACCCCAACAUCUUCUCCUACUUUUCAAACAAGAUGCUUGAAGGAAAAGCAUUUUAUGUCAGUCCAGGCAUGCAAAAUCAAGAGGGGAAUCAAACUAAGGUCCCCAAUCAAACCACACCACAUUACCAGAAAGCAGAAAAGCAGAACAUUCAAGUGAUCUCCAGAGAUGACAAUCCAGAAACGGACACUAUUCUCUUGAUCUGGAUGUGGCCAUUUGGAAGUUCUUUUGACAUUCACUCAUGUGCUGAUUUCAACAUUCAAGGCUGUCACUUGACCGACGACAAGAGCCUUUAUAAUAAAGCACACGGUGUCCUCUUUCAUCACCGGGACAUCCAUGGAGAUCUAGGCAAUAUGCCACGAGAACCACGACCCUGGUUCCAAAAAUGGGUGUGGUUUAAUGCUGAAUCACCAGCCAAUUCUAACAAAUGGCCAAAAUGUGACAACAUUUUUAAUCUGACCACAAACUAUCGACAUGAUUCCUCUGUGCCUGUUCCUUAUGGUUCUUUAGUUGAGGUAACAGGUGUGGAAAAACACUUUGAGCUGCCAACGAAGGAUAAAUUGGUGUGCUGGAUUGUGAGCAACUGGCACCCAUCCUUCAGAAGAGUUCAGGUCUACACUGAGCUGAGUAAGCAUGUCAAAGUAGAGGCCUUUGGACAACACUUUGGUAAAUACGUGAACAACGAAGACUAUACAAAAACCAUUUCUGGAUGCAAAUUUUACCUGUCCUUUGAAAAUUCAAUCUUCAAUGACUAUAUCACUGAGAAGUUGUACAAUGCCAUGAGUUUAGGAGCAGUCCCAGUAGUUCUGGGCCCAUCCAGGCAAAUAUAUGAAAACUUCAUUCCAGCAGACUCUUUUCUUCACGUAGAUGACUUCCCCAAUCAAAAGGAACUGGCAGAUCGGCUGCUUUUCCUCGACACUAAAGAGGAGGAGUACAUGAAGUACCACAGCUGGAGGAAAAGAUUUAAAGUUAAAAUAGGGCAAUUUGGACUAGAACAUGCAUGUCGAUCAUGUGAUUACAUUAGACGGAAUAAACGAUACAAUGCUAUUAACAAUCUGAAUCAAUGGUACUGGGGCUGAAUAUAGGCUGCUUGUGGUGACCAUAAAUGUUUUAGCACACUUUCAAAAGGGUUUGAAUGUUGGGAUAAACUUACUACUUUAAGGACUAAUGCUUGUAUUGCCUUAAGGCCUCGGGUAUUUGUGCUUAUAUCAUAGACAAGCUUAGUAAUAUGAUUUCCAACAUUCAAAUCAGACAGAAUGUGGCUAUAGGUAUUGUUGACCAAUAUCAUGACUGUUGAAGGUAUGAUUGUUAUAUACAACACACUUAAAAAUAUAUAUUUAAUUAAUUAUUCCGUAGAACUCCAUGAAGGUUACUGUGGUUAUGUAACUCCAGUUAUGUGCCUGUGGUUGAGACAAAUAUAGUCAAAGUUAUAACUGGAAAAUUCAGAUUUGAUAAUGUUACCUACUGUGCAGCUGGGUAAUUUCCAAGGUACAAAAGUUACAUUUGACAUCAGACCCAGUCACAAUUGGAUGGGAUUUAUAUUAUUGUCAUUUCACAUUGUUCAUCAAUUUGUUUCACAAUUCAAUGUUAUAAUCACAAAGCAAUGUCAUGCAGCACAUUGCUACUGUUUGAGCUAUUCCAAAUCAACAGCAACUUUCGUUUUUCACAUUAACAUUUUAAAAGACAUGUCUGGUUUGUUUAAGGAUAAUUGAAAUAUAAUGAUUUAACCAAAUAUUGAUGAUAAAAGCACAAGUGUUAAAGUUA
Molecule: messenger RNA, 2010 nt
Organism: Hypomesus transpacificus
Lineage: Eukaryota; Metazoa; Chordata; Actinopteri; Osmeriformes; Osmeridae
Product: 4-galactosyl-N-acetylglucosaminide 3-alpha-L-fucosyltransferase 9-like
Exons: 2
Coding region: 153-1325 (390 amino acids)
Cellular component (GO): membrane
Molecular function (GO): alpha-(1->3)-fucosyltransferase activity
Source: RefSeq, a predicted model, not a curated record